Molecule: messenger RNA, 2649 nt
Organism: Syzygium oleosum
Lineage: Eukaryota; Viridiplantae; Streptophyta; Magnoliopsida; Myrtales; Myrtaceae
Product: cysteine-rich receptor-like protein kinase 10
Exons: 9
Coding region: 1-2649 (882 amino acids)
Biological process (GO): protein phosphorylation
Molecular function (GO): ATP binding; electron transfer activity; protein kinase activity
Source: RefSeq, a predicted model, not a curated record
AUGCAGAACAUCACAAUGGAUUCUCUUCAGUUAAUCUUUCUUUUAUGUCUUUUUCAAGUGUUCUAUUUUAAAAAAUGCCAGAAUCAAAGUUUUCCCUCUUGCAAUUCUGGAAUCAACUUCACUUCCGGAAGCAUCUUUCCAGUCAAUUUGAAUCUUACUCUGGCUUCUCUAUUUGCCAAUGCUCCAUUAAACGGCUUCGCCACCAGCAGUUUCGGUCAGGAUCCUAACACAGUGUAUGGCCUAUUGCAGUGCAGAGCUUAUGUUACUAAGGAAGAAUGCCAAACCUGUGCAGAAACCUCAGUCAGGGCGAUCCGCCAACUUUGUCCCAACCAGAAAGAAGCUUCCAUCUUGUCCAUUGAUUGUUCGCUUAAAUAUUCAAAUCAUAGCUUCUUCUCAACUGCUGACAGUGCUUUAAUAAUUUACAUAACUAAUCGUGCAAACGCAAGCCAACCCGCUCUUUUUCAGAGUGCUUUGGGGAACUUAAUGUUAAACCUUUCAUCCUCAGCCAUAUUGAGUCCUUCUAGAUUGGUAAACCAGAGCUCUGCUUAUAUGGAUUCCAAAACAAUUUAUGCUAUGGUGCAGUGCACACCUACUUUGGAAGUGAGCAGCUGCUUGAAGUGCUUGCAAGAUGUCAUUGCUUCCCUGUCAAUAGUGUGCAACGCAAGCGAAGGUUGUAGGAUGUCAUCUCUGAGUUGUGAUCUCCGGUAUGAGAUGUAUCCAUUCUCUUUGACAUAUUCACCUACACCAGCGCCAUCCCCGCCUAGUUCAACUACUAAUUCUAUAAGUCCCUCGAGUAGCGGUGUAUUUUACCAUGUAGCAAGCAAGAAGAAAAGAACCAUCAUUCUUGUGGCCGUUCCUGUAGCUGCUGCAGCAGUAGUACUGAUGAUAACCUGCAGUUACUGCUUUUGGCGAAAGGCCCCCAAAAAAGUACUUGAGGGUGAUCACAAUCCUGACAAGAGCAUUAGAAGCAACGAAUCACUUGUAAUCAGUUUAAGGAAGCUGAAGGAAGCAACAAGAGACUUCUCCGAGGAAUAUAAGCUCGGAGAGGGUGGUUUUGGUUCUGUUUACAAGGGGAGAUUGUCUGAUGGACAAGAAAUAGCAGUGAAAAGGCUAUCGAGUAGCUCAGCGCAAGGGCUAGAAGAGCUAAAAACAGAAGUCUUGCUGGUUGCCAAGUUGCUGCAUCGGAAUCUCGUGAGGUUGUUAGGCUUCUGCUUGGAAGAAGAUGAAAAACUUCUCGUCUAUGAGUUCUUGCCCAAUGGGAGCUUGGACAAAAUCCUAUUUGAUCAGAUCAAAAGGUUUAGCUUGGAAUGGGAGAGACGUUACAGAAUCAUAGUUGGAAUUGCACGCGGCCUACUUUAUCUGCAUGAGGAUUCUCAGCUGAGGAUCAUUCAUCGAGACUUGAAAGCCAGCAACAUACUCUUAGAUGAGAACAUGAACCCCAAAAUCGCCGAUUUCGGUUUGGCCAAGUUAUUCUUUGGAAGUCAGACUCAAGGCAAUACAAUGCGAAUUGCAGGAACAUAUGGAUACAUGGCUCCAGAAUACGUUCAGCACGGACACUUCUCCACUAAAUCCGAUGUCUAUAGCUUUGGUGUCCUGGUGCUGGAGAUCGUAACAGGUCGAAAGAACUCAAGUUCCCUUAAUCCAGCUAAUCUUCAAAGCCAUGCAUGGCAACAUUGGGCAAAUGGAACGGCUUUAGAGCUCCUAGAUCCCACCGCAGGCGAUCAGUUCCCGAGGUACGAAGUCCUGAAGUGCAUCCAGAUUGGCUUGAUGUGCGUUCAAGAUGGUCCUGCCGAUAGACCUUCGAUGUCCGAGGUGAUCAUGAUGCUCAGCAGUUACACAAUCUCUUCUCCAGCGCCUGCAAGACCAGCCUUUUAUGUCCCCAUGGAGAAACAGGAACCAGGCUCAGCCAAGGGAAAUUCCAAUUCAUCUUCAAGUGAUCAGUUCAAAACUUCAUCUGUGCAAGGAUCUGUAAAUGAGUUCAAGAUGGGCAUGCCGAGAACCUUUCUAAUGUCACUCCUGUUUGCCACUGUGCUUGUUGAAGCCACGGCAACUAAUUACGUGGUUGGAGGUCUAAACGGCGGUUGGGACAUGAACACUGAUCAGACUACUUGGGCAUCAUCUCAGACAUUCUUAGUAGGAGAUAAUCUGAUUUUUCAAUACUCACCUGGCCAUGACGUAACCGAAGUUACCAAGGGAGACUAUGACUCCUGCCAAGUGACUAGUCCUAUCCAAACUUACACAAGUGGUUCCACAGUCAUCCCUCUCACAUCUCCUGGGAAAAAAUACUUCAUUUGCAGUUCACCCGGACAUUGUGCAGCUGGAAUGAAGCUCCAAAUUAACACGCUGACGGCUUCAUCAACCACAUCACAAUCUCCUGCCACUUUGCCUACUCUAGGACCUGUCUCAGCUCCAUUACCUGCUACAGUGGUUGGUCCUGUUUUGCCUUCAGCUCCAGAAGCAUCUUCGCCGUUGAUGACGUCUCCAUCAGAAUCAAUUCCUGCAUCGUCACCCGAGGUUUUCAUCACUCCCCCGAGCCAUGUUUCAGCGGAAUCGGUGACUUCGUCAGCUACAGAGGGCAGUUUUCCCAGCACUCUAGCUGUGGGCUUGAGCUUUUUCAGCGUGUUACUUAUUGCCCAAAAAGCAUCUUAA